GAGCUGCAGACUGUGGACUCUCUGUCAACACGGCUGGUCACUCAUUAACGCAGCGGCGGCCGACUGGACCAGCGUCUCAGCCUCAGCGCCGCUUCUUCAUAUGAUGAUCGUCGCUCCGAUCGUCUCAUCGACUUCUGGUGUCUGCAGGUCUGAUGGAGACCGUGACCCGCUCCGUGUUCGGCCUGCUGGUCUGCGCCGCUCUGUGGGCGGCUUCAGCCCUCAGCCUGUCAGUGUUCUCCGACCCGGACUCGGCCCACAUGCUGCUCCGGUCCCGCCGGGCCAACAGCUUCCUGGAGGAGCUGAAGCCGCCGUCCAUGGAGCGCGAAUGUGUGGAGGAGAAAUGUGACUUUGAGGAGGCCAGAGAGAUUCUCCAGACCCGGGAGGCGACACUGGAUUUCUGGACCGUUUACACCGAUGGGAACCAGUGUGAGUCCCAUAGUUGUAUCCAUGGCGACUGCAUGGACCAGUACCAGGACUACAAGUGCCUCUGUUACCAUGGAUACGAGGGCAGAUACUGCCAACACAAUGUAACAGCCACAAACUGCUCUGUGGACAACGGCGACUGCGACCACGAAUGCUCAGAGAGCGAAGACGGCGCGCGGCGGCGCUGCAGCUGCCUGGACGGAUACAAGCUGGACGACGACUCCAGGAAAUGCAGCCCCAAAAGUGCCUCGUCUUGUGGUCAGAUUCUGAUCAGCAGGUCGGAGUACAGCGAGCCGGUGGACGGCCUGCUGCCCUGGACGAUCGGAGGGGAGGUGGGCAAGAAGGGCGAGAGUCCCUGGCAGGUUCUGGUGCUGAAUGAGGGCAGUUUUCACUGCGGAGGGGUUCUGAUCGAUGAGAACUGGGUCCUGACUGCUGCACACUGCCUUGAAGACAGCUUCAGGUUCAGCGUACGGCUGGGUGACUACGAGCGAACGAGAAAUGAAGGCACCGAGGUUUUGCUUAGAGUCGCAAAAACUUUCAAACAUCCCAAGUACAACUCCAGGACGGUGGACAACGACAUCGCCCUGAUGCGCCUGCAGUCGCCCGCCCCGUUCUCCAAAUACAUCGUCCCCGCCUGCUUACCUGGCCGCGCCUUGGCCGAGAAGGUGCUGCACCUGAACGGCACCACCACUGUGGUGACAGGCUGGGGUAAAAACGACAGCGGGAAGCACAGCUCGGCGCUCAACGUCAUCAAAAUCCCGCUGGUUAAUCACAGCUUUUGCGUGCAGCAGAUGUUUCCCCAUGAAAUCACCAACAACGUCCUCUGUGCCGGGAUCCUGGGUCAGAAGAUCGAUGCCUGCGAGGGCGACAGGGGGCCGAUGGUCACUCUGUCGGACACCUGGUUCCUGGUGGGCCUGGUGUCCUGGGGCGAGCGCUGCGGCAUGGUGGACAAGCUGGGCAUCUACACCAAGGUGUCCAACUACAACGAGUGGAUUGCUCAAGUACAGGAGGAAUGGAACCGAGGACAUCAUCCUCAGUAAGAGCAACCCGCCUGCUCCGUCAAACCACAGCAUCCACUCAGAGCAUCAGCGCUGGUGGAAAACGUUUUGUUAAAUAAACCUGGUAACUCGA
Molecule: messenger RNA, 1554 nt
Organism: Poeciliopsis prolifica (blackstripe livebearer)
Lineage: Eukaryota; Metazoa; Chordata; Actinopteri; Cyprinodontiformes; Poeciliidae
Product: vitamin K-dependent protein C-like
Biological process (GO): proteolysis; blood coagulation
Cellular component (GO): extracellular region
Molecular function (GO): calcium ion binding; serine-type endopeptidase activity
Source: RefSeq, a predicted model, not a curated record